Molecule: messenger RNA, 1497 nt
Organism: Closterium sp. Naga37s-1
Lineage: Eukaryota; Viridiplantae; Streptophyta; Zygnematophyceae; Desmidiales; Closteriaceae
Source: the annotation of a GenBank genome assembly
AUGAUACAAGUCAUGUUAGAAAGUGGCAAAUCGCCUUCCCCAUUCUUCAGAUCACUCAGUCGACCUCUCCCUUGUCCUUCGUCUCACCCAUUCAUGCCCCCCUCUCACCCAUUCUUGCUCCCUCUCAACCAUUCAUGCUCCCUCUCACCCACUCACGCUCCCUCUCACCCAUUCAUUCACCCUCUCACCCAUUCAUGCUCCCUCUCACCCAUUCAUGCUCCCUCCCCUCUCACCCAUUCAUCCGUUAAACCACCACCACCCCUUCCACCCCCCAUGCGUGCGUCCGCCUCCCCCCUCGCGCCCUUCCCCGACGUCGCCUUCGCAGACGCCCUUUGUGUGUGGCACCUGGCCCACUCACUAUGCCGCUCUGCACCUUCUUUCCCCCUCCCUUCCUCCGUCCCCGCCCCCUCCCCAUCCCCUUCCCCUUGCCACCAGCUCUCUUCCUUCAAGCGUGCGUCCGCCUCCCCCCUCGCGCCCUUUCUCGACUUCACCUUCUCGGACGCUCUCUGUGGGACGUGGGCGACUGACUACGCCGCUCUGCACGCUCGCAUCCGCGAAACUGCCCGCUCCCACGCCCCCACCCUCGCUCAGACCGCUGCCGCUGCUGCCAACGCUGCUGCCGCCGCCGCCGCCGCUGCUGGUGCCGCAUACCCCCAGCCCCGUUUAGACCCAUCCAUCCGCUUCCUAACCUUUGAAUGGCUUGACGAGCCUGGAGGCUUGGGGGAUUAUAUCACCGGGCUUGCCACCGCGUUUGCCUGCGCGCUCCUCACGCGCCGAGCCUUCAUCGUCCGGCACCCGUACCUCCCGCUUGCGUUCGCGCCGAACCUCGUUGAUUGGUCGUUCUCGCCGGACGUGCCGUAUGAGCCGGCUCGGCGGCUGACGGUCGAUGAAGUGUUGGCGAGAGUGGGAGAGAAGGGAGGAGAAGGAGGAGGCGGAGGGAGAGGAGGAGGAGGGAAGGGGGAGUUGGUGCAGGAGGGGGAGGUGGUGAUAGUGAAUCUGAGGAACCGGUUUGUGGAACCAGAGGAGUUCUUUGCGGUGCUGGAUAAGGCGAUGAACGCGGUGGGGAAGAAAUGGACUGCCAGUCUGCACGCUUUAGGCAUACGCCCUCCCUACGCCUUUGGCUGCAUACUUCGCUUCCUCCUAAAGCCCCAACCAGAAGUCAUUUCAAAACUCCAAGCCAUGUAUCAUCAGCUGCUCGCGCCUCUCGCCUCCUCCUCCUCCUCCUCCUCCUCCUCUCCCUCCACCCCCCUCCAGCAUCUCAUCACUGGCCACUCACGCACCUCCCAUCUAUCCUCUCAUGGGCAUUCACAUGGGGCGUCACAUGGAGGUUCGGGCCAUAGGGUGGCGGUGGUGGGGAUACACAUGAGAGCACCGGAUAAGUUCGUGUGGCAGGGGCAGCAGGGGUUUGGAGAUCCCAAGGCUAUGAGUGAGGCGGAUAAGGAAAAGCUCAUGGCGUGGGCUGAAGACUAUAUUGCAUGUGCCCAGGUGGGUGGGUGA